GAAUAGCAGCUUCACUCGCUCGGAUUCAUGUACCGUGCCCGACAUACAGCUGGCCUACGAUCCUGGAUUCGAACCCAGCACGAACCCAGCAGACCCACGGGCCAGCAUCCAUUGCCCAAGCCCCACAAAUGAAAUCAAACACACACCGCAUAACGCAAAUUGAUUUGAGCUGCAGUCCUUCUUCUGCCAACAGCUGGAAGUUGCCCAAUUCCGUCAUCGGCCGGCUCCAAGUCUUCCCGAGCUUUCGCCUGACAACAGGUUCAUCAGUUUUAGUGCUGAAUCAAACAACAAGCCCGCACACCAGCUUUGCACAAAACACCACGGUCGUGUUGCCAGUUCCGUCAUUGCCUAACACAAACAUGGCGCCGCGGCGCACUAGCGCGUCCCUGUGGCCCUCCUGGUCGCUUCUGCUCCUGCUGGCGACGCUGUCCCUGUCGCUGCUGCAAUCACCGCGUCUGGCGGCCGCUCAGGCGGCCGGCCCUGCCGGCGGCGCAGCCCCUGGUGCGGCCGGCAGCAAGCCCAGCACCACCAAGGCCCCCGCCAUCCCCGUGCACCUGAAGCCGGUCGGCGCCAGCCAGCAGCAGCCGCAGCCUGGCCCCACCGCCACCACCGGCACCGCCACCAGCGGCACCGGCGGCAUGGGCAACGGCCCCGGCACUAGCACCAGCACCGGCACCAGCCGUGGCACUAGCGGCGGCACCGGCAACGCCGGCGGUGCCGGGAGCAUGGCGGGCCCCGCUGUGGCUCCAAAGCCUACUGAUGACGACGACCGCCGCAAGCUGCAGGCGCUCACCAGCAGCCUCCGUCAGUUGCGGCAGGCGGGUGCGGCAGUGACUGGCCCGAUUGGCACCAGCACUGCCCGCAGGACCAGCGACACCGCGGUGAACGGAGCCGCAGGCACCACCACAGCCACCACCACCGGGCGCAGCGUCACAGGUGGCACCGGCGUUACGGGCUCGGGCAUUACGGGCGGCACCGGCACCGGCACCAGCGGCGGCUUGGGCGGGGCUGCCACCUCCCUGCCAUCUGCUACCGGCGACAACUCAGGGGCUCUGGGCGAGGGCGGCGCAGGCGUGCCUACGGGUACCUCGGGGCGGCGCAUGCAGCAGGCGGGGGCGGCGGUUGUUGGGGCGGCCACCACUAUCACCCGCAAGAACGCCCGGGUCAAUGCCCGCAGCGCCUCCAUGGUUGGCUAGAUGGUGUAUAGGCUUACCUGGACACAAUGCAGCUGCAGGACACGAUUAGGUAUUGUAGAUGCGGGUAUGGAAACGCGGUGGCGUGGUGUUAGUUGACCAGUUGUGGCCGGACAUCUUUUUGCGGAUCUGAUUAUUGCAGCGUUGAGGUAAUAAGAUUAGAUGGAAGCAAGUUACUUCCGUACAUGCUGGAACUCCACUCCUUAUGCAGUUUAUAGUGAUGGAGGCAGUCUGGUUUCGUGUGCACCGCCACCAUAUGCGUGGCGUCGUUUGGAAUUCUGGGCCGGGUUUGCCCGGCGGAUUGGUGCCCGUGGUUGUGUAGCUCUGACAGCUAUGGUGGGUGUUGUGCUAUCGAUGAAGCCCAUGGACAUGCCAUUUGCGUGGCCGAGGAGGCUGCCCAGCGGACUAUGGCGACUCACAUUCAUAAGGCCGUGUAAAGUACAUUGACA
Chlamydomonas reinhardtii is the source of this 1642-nucleotide messenger RNA. RefSeq lists its product as uncharacterized. Lineage: Eukaryota; Viridiplantae; Chlorophyta; Chlorophyceae; Chlamydomonadales; Chlamydomonadaceae. The coding region runs from base 360 to 1196 and encodes 278 amino acids. The record is from RefSeq and is a predicted model, not a curated record. The transcript has a single exon.